Messenger RNA from Vitrella brassicaformis, 300 nucleotides. NCBI's taxonomy places the organism in Eukaryota, Vitrellaceae. The record is from the annotation of a GenBank genome assembly.
AUGCGAGAAUCACGCCGGCUCCUGGUGUCGCCAUCCGGCGUAACAAUCAAGAAGCGCAGCUGGUCCCAGCUCCUCACGUCACCCAGCGUCCUCAGCCUCGUCUUUGAGGGCUUCCCAGAUAGCCGCCCGUCGCUCAAGAUAGAGAGCAUAGAUCCCCGACCACUCGUCCGCCGCGAUAUUGGGCUGCUGCCGGGGAUCGGGUUCUUCUGGCUGGUGAUGACAACGCUGUGGAUGCGUCCGCCGGGAGAGAGGGGAAGGAGAGGGUUUUGCAUGGACGCGGAGGGCUCUGCCGCUCAUUAA